ACUGAAUAUGCCUUCCUACAAACUAACCUACUUUGACAUUCGAGCAUUCGCCGAGCCAGCACGCUUGCUCUUCCAUCUUGGUGGAGUUCCGUAUGAGGAUGUUCGAAUGCCAACUGAUGAUAUUGUUCCGGGAAUUCAAAGUGAUGCGUUUUUAGCGUUAAAAGACAAAACCCCAUUCGGCCGCUUCCCAGUACUUUCCAUCGACGGCUUCGACCUUGCCCAAUCUACUGCAAUCCAUCGUUACUUGGCUAGAAAGUUUGGCUACGCUGGAAAAUCUCCGGAAGACGAGGCCUUUGCAGACUCGAUCGUUGAUCAGGUCAAGGAGUACCUCGAGUCAUUCCGUCCAUUGCUUUAUGCUCAAAAAAGUGGAAAGCCGGAGGAAGAAGUGAAAAGAAUCCAUGAUGAAGUUUACAUUCCUGUCAAGAACUUGCUUUUCAAAAUAUUGACUCGAAUUCUUAAAGAGAGCAAAUCGGAGUAUCUUGUCGGAGAUGGGCUGACCUGGGCGGAUCUAGUGGUGGCUGAUCAUUUGUAUAGUCUGACUAAUAUCAAAGAACUAGACCCAGAAGAUCCGAUUCAUUUGAAUUUGAAGAAGUACCAAGAGAGAAUAUUUAAUCUUCCCGAGUUGAAGGAUUACAUCGAGACGAGACCGAAGAGGGAUCUAUAAUUUUUUUUCUUAAUUUUCAUAUGUUUACAUUAAAAAUUUGAGAAAAUAAAGUAGUUCAAGACAAA
Molecule: messenger RNA, 729 nt
Organism: Caenorhabditis elegans
Lineage: Eukaryota; Metazoa; Nematoda; Chromadorea; Rhabditida; Rhabditidae
Gene: gst-34
Product: glutathione transferase
Exons: 2
Coding region: 8-664 (218 amino acids)
Cellular component (GO): cytoplasm
Molecular function (GO): glutathione transferase activity
Source: RefSeq, marked reviewed